Molecule: messenger RNA, 1350 nt
Organism: Schistosoma spindalis
Lineage: Eukaryota; Metazoa; Platyhelminthes; Trematoda; Strigeidida; Schistosomatidae
Source: the annotation of a GenBank genome assembly
AUAAUUGAGAAUUGAGCACUUUGUUUGAAGUUGUGCUUUUUUGAGAAAUUACCCUUAGGAAAUGGCUGCGAGAUACCGAGAUGUUGGCACGAAGGUAUAUAUUGGUGACCUCCCUAGAGAGGCAUCUGAACGAGAACUAGAACGCAUAUUCCGAGAGUACGGAAGGUUGCGUAACGUAUGGGUUGCGAGAAACCCACCUGGCUUUGCUUUUGUUGAAUUCGAAGAUGCUGCAGAUGCCAGCGAUGCGGUGCGUGAACUCGACGGAACAGUUAUGUGUGGUGUCCGCGCCCGUGUUGAAUUGAGCACUGGAAAGUCGCGACAGAAGCCCUGGGUGCGUGGAGGUGGGGGUGCGCGUAAUGGUGGGGGACGUGACAAUGGAAUUGGUUCUCGCCGUAUGAAACCGUUUGACCCAACAGAUCGGUGUUACGAGUGUGGAGAACGCGGGCAUUAUGCCUACGAUUGUCGUCGUCGAGGUGGUGGGCCGGGAGGUCCAAAUGGACGCAGCAGGCCUGAAGGCCGAAGAAGGUCGAGGUAAUUCAUCUUACUCGCAUGUCGUCUGGUAUCGUCUCGGCUACCAUGAUACGUUAUCAACUGUAUCAGUUUUGUCAUCCAAGUACGACAUCCUUAGACUAUAUCGACAUCCUAUCUCGCAGUGUAACAGCUCAGUCAAAUGCUGGUGCUCUAAUUUCCGUAGCGGUGACUCGUCACUAGCACACGGAAUGUACUAUGAAAAGACUGGUCUCCAUAGGCACUUCAUUCAAAAUUGGCAUCUUUGACUUCAUUGCGGCGGGCAUAAACUGCCUUACAUCUCGGCAUCUGUGAGCCGUCGACAUCGUCGUCGUGACUACAGACAGCCUCUAAAGUUAACGUCCGUAGAGACCUACAGCUUGUUUUCCUUCAUGCCUAAACGUACAUCAUUCUUAAUGUUCUUUCCUUUCAGAUCUGUAUCAAACCAUAGAAGUUUCUCCAGAAGCCGCAGUCGUUGAUGUAAAUGGGGUUCGCAGGUUUACAAUGCAUUUCACUUCAAAUCCAAAAUUGUCCAGGUCGCAUCAUGCCGUUUUUUUAAUCCAAAAUAUAAUUAUUACUCAUAACGUCUUUUAGUCUCCUAGAUUUCGUUUGUUAAUUUGUCGCCUCAAUACUUAUAACCCGCUUACAGCUUGAAAUUCGCAAGAUAAGUUAGAUGCUAAAUCUACUUGUAAGAAAACAGUUUUUUUUGAGGCAAGUAAACAAUUUUAGGCCUUAAUGGGUUCAUUAAGAGUUGGAGAUACUCGUAAGCAACUAGUAUUUCAUCACAGAUGCCUUAGAGAUAUUGCUUUCAUUUACUGAGAUCACCGGGUAAGUAAUAGUGAG